AUUUCUUCAUCGGCGUCGACAACGCCGAGCUACUUCGUCAUCUUCGGCGUUGACGACAUCUACAACCUCUUCUUCUUCGGCGUUGGCUACAUCGACAACCUCUUCUUCUUGAUUCUUCGGCUUUGGCUACAUCGGCAACCUCGAGGCAACAUGUCUGAUACCAAGGAUUCCUCGUCUAUUCCUGCCUGGGAUGGAUCUGCCCGCACGUGGAGGCGUUACACUCGUGCAGUCUCAUGGUUCAUGCAAUCGACGCCAGUACAUAAACGUCGUUAUGUGGCGUCGAAGCUUUUGUCUCGCCUUUCGGGACCAGCGAGACUGUUGGCUAUGAGCUGGAGCAAGGUUGGAUUCGACAGCGCUGAUGGGGUGAAGAUCUUCUUGCAGCGUUUGGCUGCCAGCCCACUUGUUCGUCGUUCUCUUCCUAACGCAGCAGCUAUAUGCCAACAGUACUUCGGCUUCAAGAGACUACAAGGCGAAUCCAUACAGACUUUCCUGAUGAGAGAAACCCUGAUGCAUGAGGAGUUCGUGGAGGCGAUCAUCAGGCUCCACGAGGACAAGCUUGGCGUAAGUCAAGAAAGGCGGGAUUUCGGCUUGCCCACCUCUCAGGAUUAUGAUGACUACAAGUGGGAAAUGGACUACGGCUGGUCCAGCUGGUGGGACAAUGGAGAUUGGAACGAGGGGGAGUACGAGGAGACCGAGCGAGAUGAUGAUGCCCGUGCCGUUGAUCCUCCGGAAGAAGGAGCUGAACGUGAAGAUCCUAAGGUGCCGGCGGCUCCAGGCUCUUCUCCGAGCCACCAUCGUGAAGGUGGCAGCGUGACUGAGGAAGCGCCCGUGACCACAGACGAUAAGAAGGCCACCAAGCCAACACCCUUGGAUGAGCUGUCGCUGGCGGACAGUUUCAUUCUAGAUGUACUUCGGGGUUGGCGCUUGCUUCAGGCGGCAGGGCUAUCUCAUGAAGAGAAGCGGGACAUCCUCAGCACCACCAAGAACAGCCUGGACUACACCGUCAUUUCAUCGGCCCUCCAAGGGCUCUGGGAUGACCAACUUCUUGGCCGUCAUGGUGGACAUCAUGGAAACUGCAAUGUCCACUACCUCCAGGACCAGGAUGCCAACGAGGCCUACGACCAGCAUGGUUGGUGGGAUGACCAGGACGAUGAUGACGUGGAUGGCUGGUGGGACGACCUCUACUACACGGACGCCGGCUACGACGAGUACCCCCACGAGGCCUACGCGGUGGCGACGGCUCAGGAGCCAGAGGAUCCCGGUGCCAAGGUCCGCCUGAAUGAGGCUCAGAAGACGGAGCAAGCCCAGAGGGCCACCCAGGCCCUCCGCAAGGACCGUGGAUUUGGCGCCGUUAUGCAAGGCAAGGGCGCAUGGAUGAAGGGCAAGGGCAAGAGCAAGGGCAAGGGCAAAGGAAAAGACAUGUCCCGUGCUGUGAAUGCCUAUGCCUCCAACAUGUUUGUCGGUGGCCUGGAGCUGAGUGAUAGCUACGAGCUACAGUCAUCUUCUAUGAGUGCCAGCAAUGCCCAGACCGGUAUGCUCGACUGCGGGGCAACGGCCUCCGCUGCUCCUGAAGCAGUCGUACAGGGGCUCAUAGGUCAGCUGAAAACAUUCUCGUUGUACACCCUACCCAAUCCGGCGGAGUUCUACCAGUCCAACUUUGACAAACAAACGCUUGUACCCGUGUUGAUUGGCAUGGAUUUCCUGGGCAACCAAGGGACGGGGCUACUGGUUGACUUUGGGUUGCUGUACACACCCAGGAAAGGGAGUCCAGCUUCGAGCACCGAGACGGUGAAUGCCCCGAUGCUGCAGGUGAUGUUGAACGAGCUGGAGGCGGCGCUGGGAACGGUUCGGCCAACAGCCAAGAUAUGCCACUAUGCUAUGGAGAAGGUGAAGGCCGACCAUGUGUUGCGCAAGGCGAUCGGCGACCUCAUGGGCAACCACAGCGAUAUCCGACCUCACCGGCGACCUCAAUGGCAACCUGUGGUGGACGACGAGGAGCUGAUUGCAGCCAUGGAAGCAGGCCAGGAUCAGCAGUGA
Symbiodinium necroappetens is the source of this 2037-nucleotide messenger RNA. The record is from the annotation of a GenBank genome assembly. NCBI's taxonomy places the organism in Eukaryota, Dinophyceae, Suessiales, Symbiodiniaceae.